Molecule: messenger RNA, 1077 nt
Organism: Exophiala aquamarina CBS 119918
Lineage: Eukaryota; Fungi; Ascomycota; Eurotiomycetes; Chaetothyriales; Herpotrichiellaceae
Exons: 3
Coding region: 1-1077 (358 amino acids)
Source: RefSeq, a predicted model, not a curated record
AUGGGAUCAAGCAGACUCUUCCCCGUCCCCUCGGGCUCAGUCGCGACGGUCCGCAUCAUCGACAGCACGACGUCGAUCAAAAAGCUGCCAACGAAGUUUCUCAUGACGCCGCCGAUGGUGGGGAUGGAAUUCAUGCCUGACAUCCCAACUUGGUCCUUUCUGGUUGAAAGCGAUACGGGUAAAAAGGCGCUGUUCGAUCUCGGCGUGCCGCCGAAUUGGAAAGAGUUCUCACCUGUGGUCACUAAAAGGUUGCACGAAGCUGAUUGGGACAUCUCGGCGCAGAAGCAUGUCGAGGAGAUCUUAAGGGAUCAUCAGGUCGACCCUGCUGAGAUUAAUUGUGUUGUUUGGAGUCACUGGCAUUGGGACCAUCUGGGCGACCCGUCGACUUUCCCAUCGAGCACUGAACUCAUAGUCGGGCCGGGUUUCAAGGACGCAUUCUUCCCCGGCUACCCAGCAAAGGAGGAUUCUCCAGUUCGAGAAAGCGAUUUCAAAAAUCGUAACGUGCGUGAAAUCAACUUUGAGGGUCCAGAAGUCCUACAGAUCGGGAAAUUCCGCGCCAUCGAUCUAUUCGGCGAUGGUUCAUUCUAUUUACUUGACACUCCAGGCCACGCCGUGGGCCACCUAGCCGGGCUGGCGAGAACAACUCCGGACACAUUUAUGUUCUUCGGAGGAGAUCUGUGCCAUCACGGAGGCGAGAUUCGGCCCUCCCAGCAUCUGCCUCUGCCGGAGAAAGUCCACCUUGAUGCCUUUUCUCAUUUCAUGGGCGGGUUCUGUCCCGGUGCGGAGCUUGAAGCGCUACAGAAGAGUCGCGCGAGGGCAGUCAACGAGCCUUUCUUUGACCCGAAUAUGGGACUGGACAUCCCUCUGGCUAUUGAGACAAUCAAGAAGACGCAGGAAGCGGAUGGGGAUGAUAAUGUUCUCUUCGUUUAUGCUCAUGAUGGCUCCUUGCGUGGGAAUGUUGACCUGUUCCCACUUAAGGCGAAUGACUGGAAGGAGAAGGGAUGGCGGGGGAAACUCCUGUGGCAUUUCUUGGGAGACUUUGAAACUGCUCUGAGGCAGAAACAAGAUAAACUCUAG